GUUUGAGCAUACUGAAUUCAUCUCCACACCUAAAGUAAAACCCAGAAUUUACUUCUCAGUAUAGAAUUGCACAAUGUGUCUUUACACUUUUCUUCUCCACCUUGGUAUCUCUGUGGCUGUUGGGAUGGAGAGUGGUAUUACAGGAGGAAAAGAGGCUAAACCUCAUUCUAGGCCAUACAUGGCAUCUCUCCAGCGUAACGGACAUCACACAUGUGGAGGGAUGUUGAUUAGACAUGAUUAUGUACUGACAUCAGCACACUGUUUAAAUGAUUUCUCUAGUCGAAACCACUUAUUAGUUGUUCUGGGAGCACACAAUAUUAGCAAACAGGAGAACAGCCAGCAAAGAAUCCAAGUGGAAAAAUAUAUUCAACAUCCUAUGUACGACCAGAAUAACAAGAAAGACGAAAGCCACGAUAUCAUGUUACUAAAGCUGAAGACCAAAGCCAAGCUAAAUAAAUUUGUGAAAGUUAUGCCUCUUCCUAAGAAAAAUGGGAAAAUACCAGCCAAUGUGAAAUGCUCCAUUGCUGGCUGGGGUGUAAAAAACCCAAAAGAUCAUCGAGCAUCAAGUGUGCUGCGGGAAGUCACUCUCAAACUGCAGUUUAGCUUUGAAUGUAAAAACAAGUGGCAGGACUACUUCAGCUCUGAAAGAAUGAUCUGUAGUGUCUCUGAUGGGAAACACGCUUUUUGUCAGGGUGAUUCAGGAAGUCCUCUUAUCUGCAAUACUACACCGUUAGCAAUUGCUGCAUAUACAUUUUAUGAUGACUGUACAAGUAGAAAGUAUCCUGAGCUCUAUGUAAAAAUCUCCUACUUCCUUCCUUGGAUUAAAAAGAAGAUUGAUGAAAAUUCAAUAUAUGAUUGAACUAAUGAUAUUGAAGGUUCACAAGUAACCGAAAAGUAAUUUUAAUUUUAAGACAUAACCAUUUUUCUUUUACCUAAUAAAAAAAGUAUUACUUUUGACAAUAUGUUUAAGAUGACUCACAUGUGUUGAAGACUUUAGUCAUGUCAAUGUCUGAGAAAAAUCUUUUUUAUUCUAUGAAGGGGUGGUCCCCCAUUCACAGUUGCCACCAUGUUGAUAUCACAUGGCCCGCCAAAUACUACUCACUAAGUUGGUAAACCCCCUAUAAUAAGAAAGUAUUAAAAUGUGCUAUUCACUUUUUCAGAACACAUAAAUUUAUGUUUAGCCAAACUGAGAUUAUUAAUAAACUGGUGAUAGGA
This is a messenger RNA of Myxocyprinus asiaticus (Chinese sucker), 1215 nucleotides long. RefSeq names its product granzyme B-like. Bases 74 to 859 code for a protein of 261 amino acids. The transcript has 5 exons. Gene Ontology annotation, molecular function: serine-type endopeptidase activity. Gene Ontology annotation, biological process: proteolysis. The record is from RefSeq and is a predicted model, not a curated record. Lineage: Eukaryota; Metazoa; Chordata; Actinopteri; Cypriniformes; Catostomidae.